CCUCCACCUAGCAGCCAUGCUAACAUUCGUAAAAAUAUGGCAUAGCUGCGCGCUCUUCGAGUAAGAGCGUACGGUCUGGCAUGGAGGUUACAUCGUCCGUGGUCGUAAAAUGAUACCGUGCGACGGGAUCCUCUGUGAAUCAUAAUCAUCGUUCCUCUUUCGUUCAAGGUUCACUCACCAAUGUCACGUGUAAGCUCCACGUGAGAUUAUUGCUCGCGAAUCGCUGGAAAAUCGCGAACACCGACAACAAAGUGAAAGGAAAUUCUACACGAUGGAUACCAGAGUGUUACUUGUGUUCACGAGUAUUUUUGCUGCGAGCCACUCCACCACCAAAGACCUCGACUUGGGCACAAUCGUUUUCGCGAAUCUUUUAUACAGACACGGUGACAGAACUCCUAUCUCUCCUUACCCUACUGACCCUUACCACAAUGAAACUUUCUGGCCAGUUCCAUAUGGAGAAUUAACAAAUCUUGGUAAACACCAACAAUUGCUUCUCGGUCGUUGGUUACGAAAACGAUAUUCCUAUCUUCUGUCCGCUACUUACACACGAUACGAUAUCUACGUGCAUAGCACUGACGUAGAUCGCACGUUGAUGUCGGCUGAAGCGAAUCUAGCGGGACUUUAUCCACCAACAAAGGACCAAAUUUGGGACCGCAUUAAGUGGAUGCCAAUCCCGAUACAUACCAUUCCAGAGGACCAAGAUUACGUAUUAAGCGGCAAGAAGUACUGCGCGCGAUACAAAUACGAGCUAGAAAAGGUCUUACGAUCACCUGAAAGGCAACGAAUAAAUAAUGCGAAUGCAAAGCUCUACAGCUAUUUAUCCAAGAACACUGGACUCAAAAUUUCUACGCUAGAAGAUGUCGAACACUUAUACAAUACCUUGUAUAUUGAAAAUUUAUACAACAAAACUCUACCGCAGUGGACAACAUCGGUAUUCCCAGACAAGCUGAAGCCUCUUGCUGAACUCAGUUUUACGACUGAUGCAUACAACAAAAUACUUCAAAGAUUAAAGCCGGGUCCAUUACUUGGGGAAAUGAUAGAUCACAUGAUCAAGAAAUCGCAGAAGAUGUUGAAACCUGAUAGAAAAAUAUGGAUGUACAGUGCUCAUGAUCAAACUAUUGCGAAUUUGCUAAUGGCCCUGAAAUUAUUCGAACCGCACUGUCCACCUUAUGUUGCUACGGUCCUGAUAGAGUUAAGAAUAAACCCCAAAAAUCAGUAUUUUGUAACGGUUUCGUACAAGAAUAGUACCGAAGAACCGAUAGUUAUGACGUUACCGGGCUGUACUAUGUUGUGCCCUUUAGAAGAUUUUAUUACUUUGACUAAAGACAUUGUACCUGAGGACUGGGAAAGAGAAUGUCUAUUAAAUACAGGAAAAUACGAGUACAAUCUAAACACGGCAGUGGCUAUCACAAUACUGGUGUUAUCUAUAACGUUAGUACUUUUACUAGUUAUAUUAGUAAUUGGCUGCGUGUAUUGGCGAGAUAAAAAAGAACACAAACAGUAUUAUUUUCGUCUGACAACUGAUGCCAUAUAACGUUAUCCAUAGAAUGUUGGCCAUAAAUUAGCAUGGUGAAGCAAAAAAGAAAUUACAAGUAAUUAUUAAUAGUUGUGUGAUGUGCUUGCGAAAAAAUUAGGUGUAACGUUUUUAGUUAAUAUGUGACGAGUGUUUCAUCCAGAAAUCCAUACUCAAACUUGGUACAAAAUAUUCUUUGUUGAAAACAGGGAAAUAAUGUAGGAAUGGCGACCUCCUUUUGUUGGCUCAUUAUCUUGGCAAUUGAUUUUCUCAUCUUCUAUCUUUCUUCGAGUACGAUAUAUGUCCACUCAUAUACAGGGUGUUCAAAAAGUCCCGGACCGUGAAAUAUCUCGAAAACUAAGCAUUUUAGAAAAAAAUGUUUCAGAUAAAAGUUGUGGCGUUUAAAAAGAUGUAUUUACUGAUCACAUCAGUUUGACCUUGG
Messenger RNA from Odontomachus brunneus, 1955 nucleotides. RefSeq names its product prostatic acid phosphatase (gene Acph-1). Gene Ontology annotation, molecular function: phosphatase activity. NCBI's taxonomy places the organism in Eukaryota, Metazoa, Arthropoda, Insecta, Hymenoptera, Formicidae. The coding region runs from base 272 to 1534 and encodes 420 amino acids. Gene Ontology annotation, biological process: dephosphorylation. The transcript is spliced from 7 exons. The record is from RefSeq and is a predicted model, not a curated record.